Mycena citricolor is the source of this 1836-nucleotide messenger RNA. Lineage: Eukaryota; Fungi; Basidiomycota; Agaricomycetes; Agaricales; Mycenaceae. The record is from the annotation of a GenBank genome assembly.
UCUUGUUCGAGUUCAGUUACAUUAGAGAUGUUAUUCAAGGAAGAAUAAUCCAGAAACGCCUCGAAAAUCCGGAAAGCCUCUGUUAUUAUGGCCGGCAGAACGACGGCCGCAACGUGGACUGCAGGAUUCACAAUGCUCCUCUCGAAUUCAAUGACGACGAACACUCAGCGCAGGGACCUUUGUGUUCCAAGUCCUGAAAGCCGCGCGGCAACCGGAAAAUAGUCCCAUCCGCGACGCUCACUGACAGAUGACACUGAGAAUUUGAGUAAUAGGCUUCACAUACCUUAUAAAACCUUUUUUCACCUGUGUACUAGUCAGAAGCGUCAAAUGACUCUGUCGAGGUAUAUCGAUGACCAACUAAGCUUCUCCAGUCAAAUCACUGGUCGAACACUCGGCUGAGGUAAGCACCUUCAUGCUCCGCGCACGUGUUCAUCACAUCACGCGCGUCCUUUGGCGGACGACGACGACGGCGCCAUGCCCAAGUCCAUGAAUCUUCUCGACAAAUGUGAACCUGAACACUCUCUCAUCACAUCGCUCCUCACGCUCGUCCUCUGCAUCGGACUGGUUAUAUCUUAUCUCCCGCAACAUCUCCGAAUUAUCCGCACUGGCACGUCCGAGGGCCUUAGCCCGUGGUUUCUCCUUUUGGGCAGCACGAGCAGCGCAGCGGGAUUUCUCAACCUGGUCACGGUGCAGCAUGUGCAGAUCCGCUGCUGCUCAGUCGUGUCGAUCGCAUCAUGUAUGGAGUCUACAGCAGGGAUCGUGCAGGUUGGAUUGCAAUGGGCGAUGUUUUCGUUUGUAUUCAUCCUGUACAUCAUCUACUUCCCAGACCACCUGAAGUACGAGACGACGUCAGCGGCCGAAGGAGCUUCUCGAUACAAGACAGAACCUCGGAAGACGAAGACUUGGGCCCACAGUCUCUUACUGGCGUACUUCACUGUUGCGCAUUUUGUCCUCUCCUUCCUCGUCACUCUCGUCAUCCUGUUCUCGACUCCAUCUCCGCUAACACCCGUCGACCCGCCUUCGCCAUAUCCGGAUCCGUCCUUCCCUGAUCCUGAUUCGGAUGCACUGCCAACCUCAUUGGCGCGCUGGGCGCUGCUUCUUGGCGUAUCCUCGGCCGCGCUCGCCGCAAUCCAGUACUUGCCACAGAUCGCUUUUACUUGGCGUGCACGACUAGUGGGUGCGCUGAGCGUACCGAUGAUGUGCGUCCAGAGUCCAGGUGCGGUGGCGAUGGUCACCAGUAUCGCGUUGAGACCGGGCACGAAUUGGACCAGUUGGGUCACGUACGCCGUUGCUGGUAUGAUGCAAUUUACGUUGCUCGGGAUCUGCGUUGCAUGGAAGCUGCGCCAAAGGAGGUUGCAUAUAGAUGACUUUGGAGAGCCGCUUCCGAAGCUGCAUAUGCACUCGCAUGAUUCUGAGUCGGGUGGGGACGAUCCUGAAGCUGUGAGUUCCGGCGAGGAUAUCAUUGUCCCGGGGUUAGUCGUGAGCGAGGAGGAGGACGCAGGCGCUGUGAGACAGGCGCUGGAGAGUGCGCUCGGCGACGCGGUUUCUGGUGACGUCAGGGAAGGAACAGUCGUCGAUGAACAAACUCCAUUGUUGGAGGGAGACAAAGGAAAGAGGAAGAGCGCAGGGUGGUGGUAGUCCAUUUCUUUUCAUUCAAGCAUUCACACAUAGCAUGGCAUCCCGAAGGCUUGGGUACUUCCCCUGUGGGACAUCAUAGAUCUUGUCAAGUCGCAUCCGCGCUUACGCAGCUCACGGCUUGACAUCGUAAUGCACUUUUGCUGAUAGCUUUCACCGAAACACGAUAGUCAUUGACGCAAUCAAUCCCCUACCUUCUGC